AUGGGACAUCGGGAGAGAGGCUGGGAUGGACCGGGAUGGGCACCGGGAGAGAGGCUGGGAUAGACCGGCAUGGGCACCGGGAGAGAGGCUGGGAUAGAUCAGGAUGGGCACCGGGAGAGAGGCUGGGAUAGAUCAGGAUGGGCACCGGGAGAGAGGCUGGGAUAGACCGGCAUGGGCACCGGGAGAGAGGCUGGGAUGGACCGGGAUGGGCACCGGGAGAGAGGCUGGGAUAGAUCAGGAUGGGCACCGGGAGAGAGGCUGGGAUAGAUCAGGAUGGGCACCGGGAGAGAGGCUGGGAUAGACCGGGAUGGGCACCGGGAGAGAGGCUGGGAUAGAUCAGGAUGGGCACCGGGAGAGAGGCUGGGAUAGACCGGCAUGGGCACCGGGAGAGAGGCUGGGAUAGAUCAGGAUGGGCACCGGAAGAGAGGCUGGGAUAGAUCAGGAUGGGCACCGGGAGAGAGGCUGGGAUGGACCGGGAUGGGCACCGGGAGAGAGGCUGGGAUAGAUCAGGAUGGGCACCGGGAGAGAGGCUGGGAUAGACCGGGAUGGGCACCGGGAGAGAGGCUGGGGUAGAUCAGGAAGGGCACCGGGCUACACCGAGAUAGCGGCGGGAAUAGGCCGGCAUGAGCACCAGAAUAGACCGUGGUUGAGGCGGGAUGGGCACCGGUAGCGGGGCAGGACGAGUCCCCGGGAUACAUCGGGAUAGAGGCGGCGAUGGGCACUGGGAGCAUCCAGGAAAUGCACUGAGGGUGCACUGGGAGAAGAGGAUCCCACCCAGAUUUCUGCAGGGCUAAAAGUUCCCUCGACCAUUAUUGGGAAUUACCUCCUUAGGAGCAGCCUCAUCUUCUGCUAUAGGGUGUCGGCAUGAACAGGAUCCGGAUCCAUGUGUUGCCGACGAGCCGAGGCCGCCUGACCCCAGUGCCGCGGCCGCAGGAGCCCCUGGCCUGUGCCUUCGCCCCCCGGCCCUGCUCCCAGCCCCGCCUGGAAGGGCAGGAAUUCUGCAUCAAGCACAUCCUCGAGGACAGGAAUGCUCCCUUCAAGCAGUGCAGCUACGUGUCCACAAAGAACGGGAAGCGUUGUCCCAACGCCGCUCCCAAACCUGAGAAGAAGGAUGGCACCUCGUUCUGUGCGGAGCACGCCCGGCGGAACGCGCUGGCGCUCCAGGCUCAGGUGAAGAAAUCCAACCCCGGGCCCGUGGGCGAGACCCUCCUGUGCCAGCUGAGCUCCUAUGCCCGGGCAGAGCUGGGCUCCCAGAGCAUGGACAGCAGCCGGAGCGAGGCCAGCCGCAUCCUGGAUGAGGACAGCUGGAGUGACUGCGAGCAGGACCCUGUCACCGUGGAGCAGACGUGGCGUGGGGACCCUGACAGUGAGGCUGACAGCAUCGACAGCGACCAGGAGGAUCCCCUCAAGCACGCCGGCGUGUACACGGCUGAGGAGGUGGCUCUGAUCAUGCGGGAGAAGCUGAUCCGGCUCCAGUCCCUCUACAUCGACCAGUUCAAGCGGCUCCAGCACCUGCUGAAGGAGAAGAAGCGCCACUUCCUGCACAGCCGGAAGGGAGAGCACGAGGCCAUCGGGAGCAGCCUCCUGACAGGGCCCGAGGGGCUGAUGGCCAAGGAGAGGGAGAAUCUAAAGCGGCUCAAGUGCCUCCGGCGCUACCGGCAGCGCUACGGGGUGGAGGCUCUGCUGCACCGGCAGCUCCGGGAGCGCAGGGUCCUGGCCACCGACGGCGCGGCCCAGCAGGCACACACCACCCGCUCCAGCCAGCGCUGCUUGGCCUUUGUUGAUGACGUCCGAUGCUCCAACCAGUCCCUCCCCAUGACCCGGCACUGCCUCACACAUAUCUGCCAGGAUACAAACCAGACACUCUUCAAGCCGUGCCAGGGCUCAGAGGAAGUUCCAUGCAACAAGCCUGUGCCCGUGAGCCUCUCUGAGGAGCCCUGUUGCCCCCUGCACCUCCGCCUGCCCCCCCAGAUGUACGUCCCCGAGCAGGUCCUGGCUGUCCCCCAGGAGCUGGGAGCUGCUCCCACCGAUCUGUACCUGAGCGCGGCCGAGCUCCAGCCCACGGAGAGUUUGCCUCUGGAAUUCAGCGAUGACCUGGACGUGGUGGGUGAUGGGAUGCAGUGCCCCCCUUCCCCUCUGCUCUUUGACCCUUCUGUGACCCUCGAUCCAUCCCUGCGGGACAUGGCCGAGGCUCCCAUCGACAUCCUGGCACUGGAGGAGACAGACAGGGGCAGCUCCUCCACCCCGCUCAUCCCUCCGGCCGAGCUGCCUGCGCAGCAGGGUCACCUCCCGUACCAGCCGGGGCCCCGGCAUGACCAGCAGCAGCAGCCACAGGAAACAGCCUCGUCCAUCCCGGCCCGGGGAGCAGCUGCCAACGGGAGCCUGGAGCCAGGGGCCGUGAGCUGAGCCCGGCAGCUCCGGGGUCUCCACACCCGGGGGACCCCCAGUGUGGGAUAUGGGGGGGGACUCGGGUGCUGGAGUCCUGCUCCCGUGCCAGGAUGAGCUGCAGCUCCGGCUCCUCCACUGGUUCCUGGAGCCACAGGGACCCCUGAAACCCCAGCGUGGGGUCUCCAGACCCUCCCCUCCUCUCUGGGGAUGGAGCAGCCGCAGAAGACCUGGAGAAGAGGGGGAGAAACCACGGAAGUUCUGGGAUCCUUUGCCACGCCCUGAUGUGCCCCGGGGGGGGGGGGGGUGACGUGGCCCUGUAACGUUUUGAGGGGACAGAGGUUCCUUCCCACGGGGUCCCCCACAAUAAAGUGACGGAGGUGGGC
Molecule: messenger RNA, 2771 nt
Organism: Corvus hawaiiensis (hawaiian crow)
Lineage: Eukaryota; Metazoa; Chordata; Aves; Passeriformes; Corvidae
Gene: KANSL2
Product: KAT8 regulatory NSL complex subunit 2
Exons: 10
Coding region: 865-2406 (513 amino acids)
Cellular component (GO): NSL complex
Source: RefSeq, a predicted model, not a curated record